This is a messenger RNA of Vespula vulgaris, 1416 nucleotides long. RefSeq lists its product as uncharacterized. Lineage: Eukaryota; Metazoa; Arthropoda; Insecta; Hymenoptera; Vespidae. The transcript has 4 exons. The coding region runs from base 159 to 959 and encodes 266 amino acids. The record is from RefSeq and is a predicted model, not a curated record.
AUAUAUAAUUUAUUAGCUUUAGAACUAACUAACUUCAUUAUGUCUAGUAAUCAAAAUGUCUAGAUAUACCAAAUUUCCCAUUAAAAAAUAUUAAAUUUAAGUUAAAGAAAAAUGCUUUCGAACGCAAAAUUAAUGAAAAGAAUUAUUUUAUAAAAGUUAUGACUCUGCCACCAUUAUUUAGCCAUCAUUUUCCUACAUUUGUGAAAGAUUCUUUUAAUAAUGAUGUCAACUUAUAUUGGUACCAUCCAGAAUUUUCACAAAGUCGUUAUCCACCAGGACAAGGAAUAAGUGAAGCAUGUACAUUGAUAUGUCUUCUUGUGGCACAACGUAUAUCUCAAAGGAACGUGUUAAUUUACGACGUAGAAAAUUGUCCAGAAUUGACCGUUAUUAUGGCUGAAGCAAUGGUAGAAGGCAAUGCAACUCAUGCAUGGAUUAUAAGUCAAAAACUUAUUCCUCAUCCAUAUCUUAACACCGAAGAGGCUUUACAAUAUGGUGGCAGAAGUCUAACUAUGUUAAAAGAAUGGAAAUUUCAUGUUUUCCAUGAAAAAAUUGAAAGAAGUUUAUAUAAUAAUAUAAAAAGUUUUUUACUUGAUUGGUAUAAAGAAUCUCUGUCUACUAACUUAUUCAUGUUGCUUAUAACAUGUGGUCGUACAGUACUUUUUAUAUUUCAAGAAAUAACAUACAAGGUACGGUUUUUAUUUAUUAACUAUCUUCACAAAAAUGAUGUAUCUUUUCAUCCUCAGGUUACUUUAUUUGAUUCUCACGGGCAUAGUACCAUAAAACAUCCAAAUCGAGGAUUAGUCGUUGCACAGACAUCAAUUGAAAAGUUGGAAUCUUUGUGCAAUUGGUAUAGCCAUGAAAUUGUGAAUAAUUGUUAUAAUAUGGAAGCCUAUCAAUAUGAAUUGGCUUUCUUAUAUCCUGAUAAUUUAUGCAAGUGUAGUAAUUGCUUUAAAGAUUAAUAAUAAUUUUACAUCAAAUACAAUCGAAUUUGACUUUCAAAUAAUGGAUACACGAAACUAUACAUGUAUAUAAAACAUACAUAUUUUUCAUAAUUUAUCAUUGAAAAAUAUUUUAUAUCUACCAAGAGGAAGUGAUAUUAAAUAAAUCUCAUAUUAGUGAUUACUGAAAUUUUUUUAUUUUUAUCGGACGAGAUGAACUAAAUAAAAUAGAUUUAAGAUCGAUAUUUAUUUACAAUAUUUACAUUCUUUUUUUCCUUAGAUCAUUAAAACCUGUUGCUCUACAUGAUAAUCAUGAGACUACUAAAAAAGUAAUAUUGCGCAUUUCCAAAAUUAAUUUUUUAGUAGUAUUAUGUGUUUACAAAGAUGAUAUACAUAUUUUCCAUGAAAUUUUUAGCUCUGUGCAAAUUUCAUUUUAAUUGUAUAUAAUUGGAUUUUUCUUACAGUAGUUACAUAAGUA